Molecule: messenger RNA, 1222 nt
Organism: Tribolium castaneum (red flour beetle)
Lineage: Eukaryota; Metazoa; Arthropoda; Insecta; Coleoptera; Tenebrionidae
Exons: 5
Coding region: 206-826 (206 amino acids)
Source: RefSeq, a predicted model, not a curated record
UUUUAUUUAAACCAAACGAUUAAAGACAAAAUUAUUUGGAUAACAGUCGUAAAUAAUUGUAAACGGAAUGAAAAAGUCAAGGUUACAUCCGCGAGUUCGUUUACCUCUUCAAAGAUUACUCAUGAUGAAACUCUGCGGUCGUGUGUUUGUUAUGCACUAUUUUUCCUGCACUCUCACAAAAAUGAGUCGAAAUUUAUAAGAAAAAAUGUCUCGAUCGCGCCUAUUUCCAAAACUUUUUAUUGUUGCCCUAAUCUCGCAUUCAUACAGUUCUGAGGAAAACAAUGGAAUAUUUCAGUCAGAUAUUGGGGACCAAAUGACAAUCGGCUUAAGCGAUACGGGAUACAAGAGUGUUCAAUUAAAAUGCGGUUCGAAUUCAAUGCUGGUAGCGCUGGAAACGGAUGAGGACUUUGACGGUGUGAUUUACACCAGAGGCAAUUUUCACGAUAAAACUUCGGCCUGUUUCCUCGACCCGGGGCCUCAGAGGGGCCAACGGUCCUUUUCCAUCAAGUUUCCCUUGGAUCAGUGCAACACCAAAAAAAAAGGUGAAACCUACUCAAAUACUUUGGUUUUGCAACACGACAAGGAGUUAAUAAUGCCAGGCGAUGCGGCUUUUCACCUGGAAUGCGACUACAGUAAGCCUAGAGACGUCACUGUUAACGCAAAUUUGCAUAAUGAAAAGUCUGUAACUUCACGGAUCACUCUGACCGAUGCGGACCCUUCGUUUAAGAAAAACAAAAGAGACAAAAGAUCGACAAUUGAAAAUAAAACCGAUUCAGUUGUCUUAACACAAGAGUUUCUAAGAGGGCGUAUGUCACCAAAUAUUUAAAUUGGAAACAUUGUGAUAAAAGCCUCGAAAAUAAACUGAAAAAAUGUGUGUGAAACUACAACUUGAGAUUAUAUUUUUUAUUAACACAAGUCCCACUUUCAAUAUCAAUACCAAUGCAGAUACCCACUAUACAUAUUUAUGUUUGAAAAACAGUACUACAACCUCGUGAGCACAUGAAGUGCUCUGUGCGGGUUUCACAAAAAUUAUGUUAAAAUCGGCAGAAAUUCACGGAAAAACAACCAGAAAAUACGCUAAACUUACGACUAUUUUGAAAAAAAAGCACAGCCUUCGUGAUGGACAGCAAACUGCGUUUUCACACGUAACUCUUAAUAAUAUAAAAGCCUAAUGAACAAAAGCUUUAAAAAAUCUUUUUAUUAUAUAUUUAAUAAAUUAUUA